CUUUAGAUCUUAUGUCAGUUCCAGAGAUGAUCAAACAGAAGGAACCUCCAGCCCAAGAAGGAACAUCUCCGCAGGUGUUGUCACAGAACAUAGAGAAAACAGAAAAAAGGUAGAAAGGUUGGGGAGAUGGCAAGUAUGCCUCAUAAGAAGACUUGGGAUGAAGAAAUGGCAGAUUUAUUUCAUGAAUCUGAAUCAGUAUGGAAGCCUUUAAAAGAAGAUAAUCCCCGAUUGUUUAAAUUUUGGGAUCUUAAUCAGAAAUACUUAUAUUUGGUGGAGAAUACAUUAGUGGCAGAUGUGAAAACUUCUGGUUCACCAGAGCAGUUAAUUGCCAUGCUUCCUAAUAAAUCUCUAGCUAUGGCACAACAACCCUUUUUUAUGGGCCCUGAACAGAAGAAGAGCUGCUUGUCUUGUGUGAAGUCUGAGAAUGGCCAAUAUCAGAUAGAGUUAAAAGAGAAAGAUAUUAAGGAUCUUUACCACGAUCCAAAAAAUGGCAAAGCUUUCACUUUUUAUUGUAAGAGCGCAGGCAACGGUAAUACCUGCUCUUUUGAAUCUGCAGAGUUCCAGGGUUGGUUCCUCAGCACUUCUUCAGAAGCAAAAAAGCCUAUUGGUUUGAGUCAAAAAGGAGGACCUCAGAACAUCCUGUUCUACUUUGAAAGAAAAUCAUGAGUCAGAAACACUGUUCUGCAUCUAUGCUUCUAAUAGACCUUGUGUCUUGUGUAUACAAAUUGGAAUGGAGCCAGAAUGUAUGAUUAGGCUGAUGAGUAGACUUAGAUAGUAUCCUUCUUGCAAUCAGAAAACUUUGGAAGAACUAUGUCAUAUUUGGGGGAAGGUGCAAUACAUCUCAUGGAUGAAAUGGACUUGGUUGUAUGGCCUUUAUUUCUGUAAAACAACAUGCUUUCGAACAGUAGGUUUGUUGCCCACGUGAAUUAAGUUGGCUGGCUGAGAGUAAAGAGAGUGAUCUUUUGGUAUCGAGAUACCAAUAGCUCUUAAAUUUAUGUACCACUUCAUAGUGCUUUACAGCCUCUCUAAGCUGUUUACAGAGUCAGCAUAUUGCUCCCAACAAUCUGGCUCCUCAUUUUACUGAUCUCAGAAGGAUGGAAGGCUGAGUCAACUUUGAGCUUCUCAGGAUCGAACUUCUGGCUGUGGAUAGAGUUACAGUACUAGUUACAGUACAGUAACAUGUUAUUCAAGGAGGGUCCAAACUUGGGGACGUUAAGAUUGUAGAUUUCAAUUCUCAGAAUUCCCCAGCUAAUCAGUCAGAAAAGUCUUAAAUUUGCCAAGGUUGGGAACAUCUGUGUUAUUUCAUACUGUUAUGAGAAUCAGUUUUCUCCAUUACCAUUUGGUCAGUGGUGAAAUCUAAAAAUUUUCCCUACCGGCUCUGUGGGCAUGGCUUGGUGGGCAUGGUUUGCUGGUCAUGUGACCGAGUGGCAUGGCUUGCUGGGCAUGUGACCAGAUGGGCGUGGCCAAGUUGCUGUCACUCCGUUGCCCUUAUGACCUACAAAAAGAAGAUAUACCAAUUAUUUUGUGCAUUUAAUACUUAAAUAAGAAUAAAUGAAGUACACAAAACAAUAAGAGGUAAACAAAUACUUACAUAAGAGCAAUAAAAGUGUUGUCUUCGGCGCCACUUCUUUGCGCCAAUGAUAAUAAUUACCUACAAAAAGAAGAUAUACCAUGAUAUACAAAUUUAACCAUUUAAUACUUAAAUUUUAUUUAUUUAUUUAUUUAUUUUAUUUGAUUUUUAUACCGCCCUUCUCCCGAAGGACUCAGGGCGGUGUACAGGCAGAAGUAAAAAAGACAAUACAAUGUACAAUUUAAAAUGUAAAUUAAAAAACUUAUUAUAAUUAGCCCGAAACUUUAAAAUAUAUAAAAACUAAAAUCCCAUUUAAAAUUGAUAUUAAAAAUUUAAGAAAUUUAAAAAGCCAAUAAAAUUCAAUAAAAUUCAAGCCAGCCCCGCGCGAAUGAAAAGAUGUGUCUUCAGUUCGCGGCGGAAGGUCCGAAGGUCAGGUAUUUGGCGUAAACCCGGGGGAAGCUCGUUCCAGAGUGUGGGAGCCCCCACAGAGAAGGACCUUCCCCUGGGGGCCGCCAGCCGGCAUUGCUUGGCGGACGGCACCCUGAGAAGUCCCUCUCUGUGAGAGCGUACGGGUCGGUGGGAGGCAUGAGGUAACAGCAGGCGGUCCCGUAAGUACCCAGGCCCUAAGCCAUGGAGCGCUUUAAAGAUCAUAACCAAAACCUUAAAGUGCACUCGAAAGGCCACAGGCAGCCAGUGCAGUCUGCGCAGGAGCGGUGUUAUAUGGGAGCUACGAGUAGCUCCCUCUAUCACCCGCGCAGCUGCAUUCUGGACUAACUGAAGCCUCCGAGUGCACCUCAAGGGGAGCCCCAUGUAGAGAGCAUUACAAUAAUCCAAGCGAGAGGUAACGAGCGCAUGAGUGACUGUGCACAAGGCAUCCCGAUCAAGGAAGGGGCGCAACUGCCGAACCAGGCGAACCUGGUGGAAGGCCCUCCUGGAGACGGCCGUCAAAUGAUCUUCAAACGACAGCCGUUCAUCCAGGAGGACACCUAAGUUGCGCACCCUAUCCUUUGGGGCCAAUAACUCGCCUCCAACAGUCAGCUGCGGCUGCAGCUGACUGAAUCGGGAUGCCGGCAUCCACAGCCACUCCGUCUUGGAGGGAUUAAGCUUGAGCCUGUUUCUCCCCAUCCAGACCCGUACGGCCUCCAAACACCGGGACAGCACUUCAACAACUUCAUUGGGGUGGCCCGGGGUGGAAAAGUACAGCUGGGUGUCAUCAGCGUACUGAUCAGCGUACUGCUGGUAUCUCACCCCGAAGCCACUGAUGAUCUCACCCAACGGCUUCAUAUAGAUGUUGAACAGAAGGGCGAGAGAAUCGAAACUACACAAGACAAUAAAAGCGAAAAGAGGAAUAAUUGAAAAAAAAGGAAGAAAAGAGGAGAAAAAAGAAAAUUAAAUAGACUCUAAAUUUUGGCUAACUGUGAAGAG
Ahaetulla prasina is the source of this 2995-nucleotide messenger RNA. RefSeq names its product interleukin-36 alpha-like. Gene Ontology annotation, molecular function: cytokine activity; interleukin-1 receptor binding. The transcript has 6 exons. The coding region runs from base 127 to 666 and encodes 179 amino acids. Gene Ontology annotation, biological process: positive regulation of gene expression; cytokine-mediated signaling pathway; cellular response to lipopolysaccharide. Lineage: Eukaryota; Metazoa; Chordata; Lepidosauria; Squamata; Colubridae. The record is from RefSeq and is a predicted model, not a curated record.